ACUAUUAAAUUUAGCAAUACCCAUUUUAAUAGUCGUGAACUACAAAACUUUAUUUGAAACAAUAAAAAUGGUGAAGUGAUUGCACAGUAAUGUUUUGUACUUUGUUUUUUAUAUUUAUUACACUCGGUCGUGAAAGUGAAACUUCUCUCAUUAGAGUUGACACUAGUGGUGUAUUUAAGAAAAUGGAGAGAGUGGCUCAUGGAUAUUUUAAUACAAUAAACCAGUUAUCAAAACAAUUUCCAAAUCACCAGAUAGAAUUGCAGAUCGAAUACUCUGGUCCAGUUACUAAGAAACCAAGUCCUUUGCCCUUCAGGCGAGGCAACGUGCGGGUGGUCAAAUAUCCGAAGAAAACAUGGCGCUCCGAUAAUAAUGACUCAAAUGCAAUAACAAUGACAACUGCUGCUCCUACAACGGCUACAACAACAACACUCUUCACAUCAGCAUCACAAAUCAAUGCAGUGCAAGAGCCCAACAAAUCUCCAAUUUAUCUCGAUGAUUUGAAGCAAGCAUUAGAUGAGUUCGAGAAGAAACUGGCAUCUCAUUCAGACUGCAGCGGUAAUCACCAGAAUACAGCAACUACAGCACAAAAGGGUUACUCACCACGUCCUAUCCAGGCCCACCGCAAUAUUCAAGAAAUCAUGCAAUUAAUAGGAAAAGGGGUAAAAGUGCAGUAUAAUGUCCCGAAGCCAACAGACGACGACCUGGAUUGGCUUCAGAUUAAAAUACCUAAUAGCUCUUGACCAAAUCUCAGUUUUCAUUACUUAAAGCUAAGCUAAUAUUAAAUACCUACACGAAAAUAUAA
Messenger RNA from Ostrinia nubilalis (European corn borer), 802 nucleotides. RefSeq lists its product as uncharacterized. The record is from RefSeq and is a predicted model, not a curated record. The coding region runs from base 90 to 740 and encodes 216 amino acids. NCBI's taxonomy places the organism in Eukaryota, Metazoa, Arthropoda, Insecta, Lepidoptera, Crambidae. The transcript has 8 exons.